Tetranychus urticae (two-spotted spider mite) is the source of this 2606-nucleotide messenger RNA. NCBI's taxonomy places the organism in Eukaryota, Metazoa, Arthropoda, Arachnida, Trombidiformes, Tetranychidae. The record is from RefSeq and is a predicted model, not a curated record.
UGUGUAUUUCCACUUAUCCAUUGAAAGGCGCUCUGCAAAGUCAAUCCAAACUCUUAUUGAGUCAAUAUUUUUCCAAUGAUCUUCGCCAUUCAACAUUGAUACAUAUUUAAACAUGAGAUUAUCUUACAGACGUGGACGAUGGAUCAGUACCAUUGGUAUUGUGUCACAUGCUCCAGCGUGAUUGUAAUCAUCCACCAUUACUUGCUCUUUCACCCACUUUUCAACCUCAUUUCUACGAUGCCUCAGAAAUAUCUCCCGACCAAAGGCCAAGCUAUUUUUGUGCACCCAAUAUAUUUUCACGGUCUCGUAAAGAAAGCAUUAAAUUAGAUGAAGAACCAGAAGAACCCAAGUUGACUGUUUUAACGAAGCAACACAAGAAUGCAAUAAGAUCCCUUCGAAAGAUAAAAUAUUUCGUUGCUCGACGCAAGUUCAAGGAAGCUCUUAAACCUUAUGAUGUUAAAGAUGUUAUUGAACAAUACUCAGCUGGUCAUGUUGAUUUAUUGGCAAGAACAAAGAAUAUCCAAGCAAGGUUGGACGUCAUUUUGGGUAAAGUUGGUUCCAAAGCCAUUGAUGCCUAUGAAUCUAAAAUGAGUUUAGCUUCAAGGAUUGUUAAAGUUGAGCGAACGGUUGAAGACGUUGAGAAUAAAGUUGAUCAACUAUUGGAAAUGUACUUGGAAGAUCGAUGUAACUUUCAAGCUCUUUCAACAAUCUUAAUCAAUAACCGAUCAACGGGGCCACCAAGUUCAUCAUCUUUAACAAUCAAUCAAAACUCCUAUCCACAACCACCCACAACCAAUUAUACUCAACAACAACAGCAACAACAACAACAACACUAUUCACAUUGUGCUCAAGAAAUUACCUCACCAACACCACCUUGUCUAAUGGGUGCAACUGCAUCACCAAGUCCACUCAUUGGACUCUCAACUCCACCUGGAGCCUCACCCUUGCCCCAUCCAACAAGCCUACUCUCCUCAGCCUCGGGUCCGUACACAUUUUCACCUUAUCCUGGUGGACCUGCCGGUGGUACCAUUUACUCUCAUCCUACUGGUGCUCCAAUCACUUUUGUAACCCGUCCUAAGCCCAUUCUGGUGGACAAACAAUCCUCUGAACCCAAUACUCCAGUUUCCAAAAAUUUUGACCGUCCAAUGACCCGAGGCAACUCUGACCUUUCUCAAAGGUUUGUCAAGAAACGGGUCACUCUUCGUCAUUCCCUGGAUACCUGUACACCAGCCUCUUCACACCGAUCAGGAUCAACUGGUACCGAGGGUACAUCAAGUGGUCUCACUGGUUCCCAUUGGUCUCGAGGUCUUGUCUCUUCUGUUAUAACCUCAACCUCUUCCCCAUCAGCCUUUGAUCAAGUCUACCCUAGGCGUACAAUUAAAUCUGAAUCUUCACUGGGCUGCAUCAUUCAUCCUUCCACUUCUUCGACCACUCCUUCAAUCAUCAUUGGACCUGAAGGAGGUGAACCCCCGAUAUCACCUUCAUCUUCCUCUUCGACAACUUACCUUCUUUUGAGCCGUCGCGAUUCAAAUUACGAUAGAGAUUCAAUUUCCACUCAAAUGUCCUCCAUAGAUUCAACUGAGCCAGAUGUUCCACAUGAACCAUGUACUCUGGUUACCUCAGAGGUAGCAUCUUUAUCUGACUCGGAAUAUGGUCAAUUGCCUUCAGGAACAUUUGAAUCAAUUAGAGAAGCCUCGCCAAUUCCAGGACAAGAAUCAAGUUACCAUUAUCAACCCUUUCACCAGCCAAGCCAAUAUCAUCAACAGCAAAAGCCAACAACAUCUACCAGUCAAUUUUCAUCAACUGACCAGCCAACAGGUCAAGGAACGGUCAGAGUAACAUCAUCAAUACCUUCAUCAUCAUCAUCAUCAUCAAGAGUCAAUAUGUAUCUUCCCUCAACUGGAAUGGACAACAGUGAAGCCAAUAUAAAUAAUAGGACAAUAAAUUCCAAUAACAAUAAUACAAGCAACAAUAAUAAUGCUAAUAAUAAAAAUUAUGACAAUAAUAAUAACAAAGAGUACAGAAGCAGUAGUUUGAGAUUGAGUAAAGAGUCCAUUGAAAAAGAUGGUGAAUCUGAUUGUGAUAUAAGUACGUCAACAGUGAUCCACAAAGAUACAGACUCGUUGAUCAAAAGUGCAACCUCAAUGGGAUCAACUUCAUCGGUUGACUCCAAGGCUUUACCUUCGCCUGGAACCACAUCAAGUCCAAUGCCAACCUCAAGCUCAACCUCAACCUACAGAUAUCACCAUCCACACCACUACCAUCAUGUAUCCCAUCGUCGACACCGUCAAGCACCAUAUCCACCAACAGUUGUACCAAUAUCACCCUCAGUCUCACCCCUGUUUCCCUCAUCACUCUCACCCAAUCCACCCUCAAGUCCGGUAUCACUAAGUCCUUCACCAACACCUCUGGUUCAGCCAACCUUAAUGCAACCCUCAACCUCAGGCAACCUUUUACCUUCAAGCUCACCACGAAGCCAGUCAAGCCCAAGCUCAACAUCAUCAUCAAGCGGAGCUUUACCAACAACCGUCAUCUUUAAAGCAAGCAAAUCAAAAGAAUCAAAAGACGACCUUUGACCCCUCCACACAGUCCAUAGCUCAUUGACC